Messenger RNA from Spodoptera littoralis (African cotton leafworm), 4509 nucleotides. Lineage: Eukaryota; Metazoa; Arthropoda; Insecta; Lepidoptera; Noctuidae. The record is from the annotation of a GenBank genome assembly.
AUGGAUCAGCUCGCGGUGCAGUGUCCCGUAUGUACGCUGUUCCUUCACAAUGGGAUUACCCUAGAGUCCCAUUUGGAUACACAUCCCAAAGACCAAGUUAUAAAAGCUUUGUGUAGUAUAGCAUCAAACUCUAAAAGCUCCAAUUAUGGUAGUAGAACUUCUACACCUGCACAUUCUGAACGAUCAUUCAGAAGCAGGUCACGGACUCCUGCUACAGAUGACAGUGCCAAGUGGACUGCAUCACGGAGCACUGAACAUGAUCGUUAUUGGCGUAGAACACCAAGCAGAACUUCUAAAUCAACACCUUUAUCAAGUACAUCGAGGAAUGGCACACCUGACAUCAGAAUGCUGGAUAUGGGGUUUGAUAACCAUGGUUUACCUGGCAGUAGUGUUGGACAACAUGGAAACAAUCCAUUUCUUUUAAAAGCAGACAAGCUUCAGCAAUCAUUUCAAUCUCCUCCAGUUCCAGACUUUGACCAGCAGUUUGUUUACUAUCCAGAUCAACAAGAAGAUAGAGAGAUCAAGUUUUCUCGAAGUGCUGAAUAUAGUGCAAUGGAUAAUAGCAACAAUAUGUUCCCUUACAAUGUGCCAACUAUGGCAGCUCCAAACAUGAAGUUGUUACCAACAGCAAGUAGGAAAGCAAGUGACCUUGUCAAAGUUCUACCUAAACCUAAUAACAUUUUACUUAAGACCAACAUGGGUGGUGUGCAAUAUAUAGGGCCGGGGGUCAAACCCAUGGUAAUGGUGCCAUCUGCACCUACAUUUGUGCAGAAGAAUGUGCAAAACAAUAUGAUCAUGACAGGAGGUAUACCAAACCCACAGAUGCAGAUUGAUACCAAAACUGUUCCACCUCCCCUAGGUAGCAACCCACUCAACCAAUUGUCUUGUAGUGGUGCAUUCACUCCGGGGACUACAGUUGUUACCCAAAACUCACAAAUUAUUUACAGAGAAAUGGUGCACAAUAUAGAUGGAAAGCCAUUCAUAACCACAAUGCCUACUUUACUUGGAAAUGAGAAUGUAAAUAAUUUGUCUCAGGCUAGCUCUAUGUAUCAAAAUGUGAUGGUUGUAGAUCAGUUUGGGAAUACUUCAUGUAUGUACACAACACCUCAACAAAUGAUGAGCAAGGCUUGCCCCACAUCCAUGUAUAACGAGCCUGGGGCUAUGAUACCAAGCAUAACAAUGGACAAGUCUGUCCAGAGUAUGAAUGAUCCUAAAACACUUAUUAUUGAGGUAGGCCCACUGGUUGCCCCUGCUACUGACAAUAUUUGUGAAGAGCCUGGUUCUUCUAUGUCCCAACCAGUUGCUAAUAGUCCCGCUGAGAGUACUGACAGAACUUCGGAGAAUCUUGAUCCCAAGUUAGAAAUGUCAGGCAGUACUAAGGGCUUAAAGAUUUUGAGUAACAUCAAGGUCGAAGUUCCUGUGCAACAUCACAAGAAUAUGGUAAACACGGUCAUGGAUCUUACUGGUCCUAAUGAGUCGGACUACCCUGUUGAACGAGUAGAUAGUCCUGAAAAGAUCCUCCCAGAUUUAGAAGAUAACAACCAAAUGUCUUCUGAUGAUACCCAGCCUUCAAUGUCUAGUGGAGACAGCAUGGCAUCCCAUACAUUUUCUGUGAUAAAAAAUGUUGGUAAUCCAAGUAAAAGUUCUGUUGAUAAUAAGUUGGAUACAGACUUUUCAGAUAGCUGUCCUGUGCCAGAUUUAAUAUGCAAUGAGAAACCAUCCAUAUCACCAUGUAGUGAAUUGUCAGAAAAUGGUGACAAUUCUACUGAUAGAACCUCAAUAUCUCCUAAGCCUGUGACUAAUCAAGUUAGCCAUAGGAAUCUAGCUCUUCCCGAAAAGAAGAUUCAUCUUCCACAGAAGCCAUACAGGCACAACACACUAAGACUGAACAAUAUUUUUGUUAAGAAACACAAGAAAGUUUUGCAAAUUAAGAAUGCCAGGAACUUUACUGUGAGUCUUUCAAAGAAAAUUGAGCAAAGAGACACCAUUGCUUCAUCAUCAUCAGCUUGCAGAACUCCUGAAAAAUUUAUUAUGAAUAAAAUGCACCAAACUGAAAAGACAGACUGCAAAGAAAAGAGUAAUCUCUUGCAAACAAUAUCUGUUGAAGAAAUUAAGGAGAGUGAUGAGAACAAUGACUUUGAUGCUGAUACAGAGGAACAAUCUAUGGAUAUAGAACAAGUAGAAGCUGGUAGUCUGAAUCAGUCUGAAUUUGGUGGCAACAUGGACCUUAUACAGGUGAAAGAGGAAAUAAACUCAAGCAAUGAAGGAGGAUUUAGUAAUGAGACCAUGACUCCAUCUGACCGUAUGCUGAAUUCAAUAGACUCAUUGCGACCCAUUAAUGUUAUUAAUUACGGCAAUAUGUCCAACGAGGAUUUUAACGAGGAAGCUAAUGACCGAGAAUUAUUAAAUCUGGAAGGAACAUCAAAAACCAAGCAAUUUGUCAAUAUGAUGAACGAAAAUUAUUUUGGGGACAAUAUUUAUGCGGACUAUUUUACUCCAGAUCGCGUCGAAGCGUUUGAUGCGGAACGCGAGGCGGCGUCGUUUAAGGAUGGCGGUAAAGAUGGUAUGUACCUGUGGGGCGAGCCGUCGCAGAAAGACGACGAGUUUGUGCUGCCCAACUUUAUACACGAGAGUUACAAGAUAGCAGAGAGUAACGGGAUAGAUUAUUCCGAGCUAGGUGCUAGAGACGUGCAGGCGGACGUGGAGGUGGACGGCGGCGAGCCAGACAGCAAGGCCGACGUACUCAGCGAGAGCCGCAGCGACAGCGACGCGCCGCUCAACAUCUGCGCCGACGAGCGCAUGCCGCCGCGCGGCGAGCUCAGCGGCCAGGAGAGCAACGGGGACAUGGAAUCGCCCUGGAGCGGGAUGUAUUCCGAGGUGACGCCCUCGGAGCCGUAUGACUUGAUCGCCAGAGAAAGCUGGGCGUCGGCCUCCGACGGCUCGGACGUGGACACUAAUGACAAGGAGCCUAUGUUAGUAAUUGACGAGGAUGUACCGAUAGCAACGCCGUCGCCGGCGGUGGUGAACGCAAACAGGGCCGCUGCAGGGGGUGCAGGGCGGGCGGGGCGCGCUGGUCGGGGCGCUGGGGGCGCUGGGGGCGCCGGGCGGCCGCGGCCGGGCGCCAGCGGGGCUCGCGCGCGGCGCCACACGUGCACUACGUGCGGCGCCAUCGUGUCCACGCUGAAGGAGCUGCGCGCGCACAAGGCGCUGCUGCACGGCGCGCCGCACGCGCCUGCGUCCUACAGCCGCCUCGUCACUGCGCGGGCCAUCAUGAAGGAGGAGAAACCUGACGACACCAAUAACCUCCUAACGCCGAUUGACUCUAAAGAUUCAAUAUCAUCCUCGAUUCUGCAAGUGUACGAGAAUAUUCAAGUGGAAGAAGCCAAGCCUAAGAUAGAAGUAGACCGUCUGAUCAAACAAGAAGUUAAGAGAAAACGGAAAGACUACGUCUGUCCCACGUGUAAAGUGGACCAAGUUACGGAGACAUUAUUUCACGAACAUCUCAAGAUACACCCGCUCGAGUGCCUCACGUGUGGCAAAUGUUUCUUCCGACGAGCAAACCUCGCACUGCAUAUAAAGACGCAUUUAGGAAUUAAGAAUUAUAAAUGCGAGGUGUGCGAGAAGCGGUUCCUGACGCGGCAGAAGUUGAUGGAGCACCACAACGUGCACACGGGCCGCGCGCCCGUCAAGUGCACGCUCUGCGACGACACCUUCCGCCGGUACUCCAACAUGGUGCAGCACAGGGACCGGCACCACCUGCACAAGCGCGGCAAGGUGCGCGACUUCGUGUGCCAGUGCGGGCUCGUGCUGCACUCGCGCGCCAAGCUGCGCUGGCACCAGGAGACGCACGCCGAGCGGCCGCGCGCCUGCGACUACUGCAGCGACAAGUUCGUGCACGCCGCCUCGCUCACGCGGCACGUGCGCCGCGCGCACAACCAGUACUUCGUCGCCGAGCGUCUGCAGGGCAAGCAGGACAACGUGCAGUGCCCCGUCUGCAAACAGGUGUAUCUGAGAUCCAAUCUACGAACGCACUUGCAGACCCACAGCGGACAGCGACCCUUCGUGUGCAUCAUCUGCAACAAGUCGUUCACCACCAAGUGGAACCUCAAACUGCACCGUUGGACGCACAUGUCUCGGUCGGCCAAGCCGUUCAAGUGCACGCUGUGCAAGGGAGCCUUCAUCCGGCAGUCGGAGUACAUCUCCCACAUGAACGCGCACAAGUCGGUGCGGCCGUACACGUGCAACUACUGCGGCUGCCAGUUCAUCCGCAAGUACAACUGCCAGCGCCACGUGCGCGAGCACGAGUCGGCCAAGAAGUACGUGUGCAAGGUGGCGGAGUGCGGCAAGUCGUUCCACCGCUCGUACUACCUGGCCGAGCACAUGAAGGUGCACAGCGGCGCGCGCCCCUUCGCCUGCGCCGUCUGCGGCAAGACGUCCAGCAACAAGUCCAACCACAACAAGCACGUCAAGAUCCACCACGCGCGCGAGCCCGUCGCCACCGAGGCCUAG